CUCAUUGGCCUGUGCAUUCGCCUCAACUGGGCAGGGCUCAAAUCCCAGCCAUUCCUAAAACUAUAACUGGUUGUCUCUCCAAGUAGUCUGCACCAGGACCUCGGGAAGUCCAGGACCUUCCACUCAGACACAAUGAGCGCAAUGGUGCCUGUCCUGCUGUCCCUAAUGCUUGUUCUGGGUCCUGCAGUCCCCCAGGAGACUCAAGAUGGGCCUUACUCUCUGACCUACAGCUCCAGUGGGAUAUCCAUGCCCAAGGAGGGCUUCCCCAGUUUUCAGGCCACUGGCUACCUCAAUGAUCAGGCCUUCUUCCACUACGAUAGUGAAAGUGAAAAGGCUGAGCCACUGGGCCCAUGGAAACAGGUAAAAGAAAUAGAGGACUGGGAGCAACUCAGUAAAUUUCAGAAGGCCAGAGGAGACUUCUUUCUGCAGAACCUGAAAGACAUCAUGGGCUAUUACAAGGACACAGGGAAUCACACCAUGCAGGAAAAAUAUGGUUGCAAACUCUGCAAUAACAACUACUGUGGGGCAUUCUGGACGGUUGCCUAUGAUGGACGAGACUACAUCAAGUUCAACACAGAAAUCCCAGCCUGGAUCCCCCUGCAACCAGAAGCUGUGAACACUAAGGUGAAGUGGGAGACAGAAGGCUCUGUGCAGCGGGCCAAGGCCUCCCUGGAGGAAGAGUGCACCCAGAAGCUGCAAAAAUACCUGCAAUACAGCAGGCCAUUCCUGGACCGCCAAGAUACUCCCUCUGUGUCAAUCACCAGCCAUGUGGACCCAGGAAACAUCAGGAUCCUCAAGUGCCUGGCUUACAACUUCUACCCACGACCAGUCAGUAUGUACUGGACUCAGGCAGACAGGGCAGUAGAGAGUGAGUCAUGGGGAGAAGGUCCUCUCAGUGAAAAUGGCACUUAUGAGUCCUGGGUGGUGGUGAAAAUCCCCUCUUCAGACAGAGACCCCUACUCCUGCCAUGUGCAGCACAGCAGCCUGGCCCAGCCACUCACUGUUCCAUGGAAUGACAGGCAGUAAUCAUGGGCUGAGGACACCUUGGUGUCUGGAAAGCAUUAAGCAGGACAUGAGAGAGAUGAGCUCUAGAAUGACUGUCAUCACCAUCAGUGAGGCCCAGAGAAGCAGUGAGGAGACAGAGAGGUGGUGAAUUUGGAGACACAAGACUUGAAUGCUGGGCACUGAGGUGACUCACUGCUACAUUCCUUCUCAAAACCCACUAUCUAUUCUGUGAAAUCUAAUCAACUAGCCAAUACACAAAAUAAACCAGAUUAUUAAACGGUCAAAUACUGUAGAGAUGUCAGCAGAGGUUAUUACUCAUCCUGCCCCCAAGCAUUUGUAUCAUCUGAAAUUCUCGGUACCCACUGAAAGCAAUAU
Molecule: messenger RNA, 1380 nt
Organism: Miniopterus natalensis
Lineage: Eukaryota; Metazoa; Chordata; Mammalia; Chiroptera; Miniopteridae
Product: zinc-alpha-2-glycoprotein-like
Biological process (GO): antigen processing and presentation of endogenous peptide antigen via MHC class Ib; antigen processing and presentation of endogenous peptide antigen via MHC class I via ER pathway, TAP-independent; immune response
Cellular component (GO): external side of plasma membrane
Source: RefSeq, a predicted model, not a curated record